AUGACUGGCCGUCAUGGAUUUGAGGGGCGCCCGGAGCGUCAAAACGAAUAUUUCAUUCCUGGCGAUGGUAUCAGCCGCGAAGUUAUCCAAGCAGACAUAUGCCGUUACCUUGGAAAUGAUGCGCUCGUAAGACCUGGAAACCACAAUGGUCGUCAAGGCUUCUUCAUCCGUGCCUACCGGAAUCUUACAACCGAAAUGAUUGCUGACCUCAAAGCCGACUCUUCUCGGUGGGAGGCGGAUGUGCUACGUCGGGCUGACCAGGGUUAUCCCAGAGGUAGCUACAUUCAAGACUACAGUUAUUCCCAGGCACCACCUAACAUGGCCUCAGCGAGCUAUGCAGCCUCGACUAUCCAUGAAGCGCGGCCGCAACAGGGAGGGCCAUCUCCUCCGCCGACCUACUCUGCCCCUCCCCCCCCUCAGCAGUUUGUGGACCCGUAUGCUCAGCCUGUGUACGCGGCGACUCAAAGUCCCCCGUACCCAACCCCGGCAUCAUACCCUGCAAACCACUCUCCCUUUGGAUCUGGCCAAAACCCGUAUCCUCCCCCGCAGAUCCCAUACUCUGCUCCCAGCCAGCCCGCAGUGACGUCUGCUGAGAUGCAUCCUUCGUCAUACACAUAUGGAACCGGCUAUGGCUACGAAAAUGGGAGAAACAAUGCCCCCAGAUACCCUGGGCCUGGCUAUGAGCCCGAAGCGGACUAUCCCACAGUUACUUCCGGAAUAGCCUAUCCUCCUACCACAGCCCCGGACCCUCGGAUAGGACUGGACCCCAGAUAUACUCCUGAGUCGACAUACUCAGACCGCAGUAGGCCACAACCAGCCCGAGGCGGGGAAGCCCCACGCCGAACGAGGUAA
This is a messenger RNA of Aspergillus heteromorphus CBS 117.55, 852 nucleotides long. RefSeq names its product putative transcription factor RfeG. NCBI's taxonomy places the organism in Eukaryota, Fungi, Ascomycota, Eurotiomycetes, Eurotiales, Aspergillaceae. Bases 1 to 852 code for a protein of 283 amino acids. The transcript has 3 exons. The record is from RefSeq and is a predicted model, not a curated record.